AUGAAUUUGAAACCGGUAAAGCCGUCAUUGAGCUCCGAGGUGAUCUGUGGCGAAGACCCCAUUUACCAUCAUGACAUUUGUGGUAUGCUGGAUGACCUGCGAGAAAACUGCAAGAUGAUUGCACCAGAAGAUGAUUGCCCCCGAUGA
This is a messenger RNA of Peronospora matthiolae, 147 nucleotides long. NCBI's taxonomy places the organism in Eukaryota, Oomycota, Peronosporomycetes, Peronosporales, Peronosporaceae. The record is from the annotation of a GenBank genome assembly.